Nasonia vitripennis (jewel wasp) is the source of this 1375-nucleotide messenger RNA. RefSeq names its product polyprenol reductase. The record is from RefSeq and is a predicted model, not a curated record. Gene Ontology annotation, biological process: dolichol-linked oligosaccharide biosynthetic process; polyprenol catabolic process. Gene Ontology annotation, molecular function: 3-oxo-5-alpha-steroid 4-dehydrogenase activity. The coding region runs from base 384 to 1292 and encodes 302 amino acids. The transcript has 5 exons. Lineage: Eukaryota; Metazoa; Arthropoda; Insecta; Hymenoptera; Pteromalidae. Gene Ontology annotation, cellular component: endoplasmic reticulum.
UCGCAACAUGUUCCAGCACGAAGAAGCAGUAUUGUUCACGUCGUCCCCGAAGAUCGUCAUUUCCCCACGACUCGCCGAUAGUCGCAUUAUUAUUAUAAUUGAGUCGCGCAGUCAGUCAGUUGAGUUAGUCGUUCGCAGUCUUUCUGGCAAUCACCAGGCUGAGGUUCCUUGAACCCGUAUAAGGUAAUAGGCGAGAGAUUAACCGUUAAGCGUCUCUCUCUCCCUCUCCCUCUCUCCCUCUCUGCUCCUGCGCUUCCCAAUGAAAACAAACAAAGACCAGUAGUGCGAGCGCGCUCCGAAAUCUAUAUGUGCUCAGGACGUCGCGCAGUUAACGACUUUCGACCUCGCGAUUGCGCCCAGUGAAUUUUAAUUGGAUAUCGAACAUGACUCUGAAUCUAAUAAAGAUCGCGUUUAUAUUUAGCGCGUGCACUACUGGCUUUCUCGGCCUGCUGAUUAACUUUUUCGAGAAGUACCUGCCAGCCUCGUUAUCUAAGAUCUUCAGGUACGGCAAGUUUGCUGCCGACAUCAAGGAUGCUGUACUUGAUAAGUGCGAGGUGCCCAAAAGAUGGUUCAAGCACUACUAUGCGUUUGCUGGGCCGUUUUCUACCAUAGCAAUAGUCAUGGUUUUCUACAGAUACUUUUUUGGCGGGAAACAUGCCGAUGCCGUGCAGUUGGGACUUAGUUUCUUGUUGGGAAAACCAAUUAGGUCCCUAGUUCCUGAUGAGAAUGUCAUCCUAGCCAUGACCAUUUUCACAAUUCACUGCUGGAAGAGGUUCUAUGAGUCUCAUUUUGUUAGCGUCUAUAGUGAUCAAUAUAUGAAUGUUAGCUUGUAUCUACUUGGCUUUUUUCACUAUUUUGGAUCAGUAAUUAGCAUAGUUGGAGAGUCACAAAAUUUUCUCAAAGGUACAGAAAUUGAUUUAAAUUGGUCAAGAUUGAGCAUGUUAGACUGGGCAUGUGCUCUCAUAUUCCUUGUAUCAACAUACCUACAGUAUAGAUCAAAUAUCAUUCUGUCUAACUUGAGGAAAGAUAAGAAAGGAGUUGUUGUUACCAAAAAACAUAAAGUACCACAUGGAGGAUUAUUCAAUUAUGUCACUGCACCCCUACAAUUGACAGAAAUCAUCUUGUAUUUAUGUUUGUCUGCCAUCUUGAGAAGUGCUUCUACAUUUCACUUUGUCACACUGUGGGUAUUAAUCAAUCAAAUGGAAUGUGCAUAUUUAUCUCACGAAUGGUCACUCAGAAAAUUUGAAAAUUAUCCAAAAUCUCGAAAAAUAAUAAUACCUUAUGUAUUUUAGUUUUACAAAAACAUUUUUAAUUUUAUAAAAUACUAUAUUUUUUUAUUAAAAAAAUGCUAAAUAAAUGUUUUGAUAAAGUUAAA